AUGGCGGUUAUUAGAGCGGCGCGAGUAGGCUCGUUGCUGUUCUCGUCGUGUCGGGCGACCUCCUCCUACUACGCGCAUCGCCCUAAUUCGGUUCGGAUCCGAACCUACUGCCGUGCAGGCUCGGAAGCUACAGGCCACCAACCCCCCAACCCCACACCCAAGCCUCUUCCGAACCCGGUGACCAGUCAAACGAAGGAUCUCGCCUCGGCACGCGGUGUUGCGAAUAAUUCGGCUCGGGAUGCCUCACCGCACCUGCCUGCCGAACCUGGGGAUACGUCUGGCAGAUGUGGUUCGGAAGGUCCAGCCAUCCAGGUGGUGUUUGAAGAUGAAGCCAUGAUCGCUGUCAACAAACCGCCUGGAAUCAUGGUGCACUCGUCUCGCGAAGCCACGCGGGAGGAGCGAGCGCAGGGAGCCUUUGUGAAGGAUAUGGUGGAACGGCAGCUGGGGCUGGACCGCCCUCUCUUCCCAGCGCAUCGCAUCGACCGACCGGCCAGUGGGGUGCUCGUGUUUGGGCGGACAGCAGAGGCGUGCAGGCGGGUGCGAGCGGCCAUGGCACACGCUGCUGCUGUGAAGGAGUACCUGGUCCUCGUGCGAGGCUCGCCUCCGAGUGCCUUCAUAUGUGACAAGCCGUUGAAGGAUGACAAGGGCGUCGUCAAGCCAGCUUACUCUGACUUCAAAAGGCUCCUGGAAAUUCCGCAGCACCGCUGCUCGCUGCUGUCUGUGCGAAUAUCAACAGGGCGCAGACACCAGAUUCGACGGCACCUCAACCACCUCGCCUUCCAUGUGAUAGGAGAUACAGUGCACGGCAAGGGGCGCACCAACGCCCAUUUCCGCCUCAACCACCACCUGUCCCGCUCCUGCCUCUUCCCUGCACUCCCCCGCAUUGUUCUGCCCCUUCCUGUGUGCUAUGAUGCCCCCAUCAGGUUAUAG
Messenger RNA from Closterium sp. Naga37s-1, 930 nucleotides. The record is from the annotation of a GenBank genome assembly. NCBI's taxonomy places the organism in Eukaryota, Viridiplantae, Streptophyta, Zygnematophyceae, Desmidiales, Closteriaceae.